AUGGACUGGAAGUUUCUGCAGGGUCUUCUCAAUGGAGUCAACAAGUACUCCACCGCCUUCGGACGUAUCUGGCUGGCAGUGGUCUUCGUCUUCCGGGUGUUGAUCUUCGUGGUGGCCGCCGAGCGCGUCUGGAGCGAUGACCAGGCACACUUCGACUGCAACACCCGCCAGCCCGGUUGCACCAACAUCUGCUACAAUUACAACUUCCCCAUCUCCCACAUUCGCCUCUGGGCUCUCCAGCUGAUCUUCGUCACUUGCCCUUCCUUCAUGGUGGUGCUGCAUGUGGCCUACAGGGAAGAACGUGAGCGCAAGUACCGAGCCAAGCACGGCGAGGACACGCGACUGUACGACAACCCGGGACAAAAGCAUGGCGGCCUGUGGUGGACUUACCUGAUGAGCCUCUUCGUCAAGACCGCCUUUGAGGUCACUUUUCUCUACUUGCUCCACUACAUCUACGACAGCUUCAAGCUGCCCAGGAAGGUCCAAUGUGAUGUCAAGCCCUGCCCUAAUUUGGUGGACUGCUACAUAUCCCGGCCCACCGAGAAGACCGUUUUCACCUACAUCAUGGUGGUGGCGUCCGUCGUGUGUGUGGUGCUCAACAUCUGUGAGAUUUUCUAUCUGAUUGCUUCCCGGGUGGUGAAUCUCAAACAUCGUUACAGGGCGGCUGCACGUCACAGUGGCCGUGCCUCUUUUGUGCAUGUGUGUGUGUGUGUGCACAGGCUGCGUGAGAGGGAGGGGGUGUGAGGCUGAGUGUCUGCCUUUUCUGUCACUCAGUCAGUCACACUCUGCAGCCACUGGGCUGGUGGCAGAAAUGCUGACCUGACCCUGUCGGUCCUCUUCAGGCGCCGUCCUGUUGCAGUGUGCCACAGACGGACUGUCAGACCCGCGCUGCCUCGCCACACAUCAGCAUGACUUUGGCAUUUUAGCACGGCUCGGAGUCUGCAAUUUGUCGGUUAAGUGACCUUUGUCUUAAGCCGGAUUUGUACUUGACACAAGGAGUUAAUGGCAGUCCCGCUGUAGAUGCAUCCAGCGUAGGCUUUGAAUUAUAGCUCGGUGUCGCAUUUCACCCAUUAAUAGCACAAACACAGCAUUAGACAGAUCCACAACAGCAAUUGUGUUUACAUCGGUUCAUUCGCUUUGUGACACAGAGCACUCGUCUUACUAUUGAAUAGGAUGUGAAAUGCUGUCGCCCUGUUUACAGUAUGAUCUGCCACUCACUGUGAAAAAUCACCUGGAGCUGGAGGUUGUUUAGCCAGUCAAAUAGCGCUUUUUAUUUUCAUACCCACACAGCCUAGCAGCAUUUAACGAGUCCUCCUGUGGACACUCAGGGCUGCUGUAUAAACAGAUAAUGAAUGACAAUAUAAUAUCUGCUGUUCACUCGGAGUUGCCUGCUAGCUAUGGACCUCCAAUAUGGCGGCCUGAGGGUGCAUUACAUCACCUGGAAGAGUGUUUUGGACUUCUGGCUCAGAUAUUCAUAGCUGCUUGGAGGCAGUAAUGAUGGUUAUGCAAGACCUCUUUUUUUUAUGCUUCCUGUACAUUUCGUCAUGAAUUCCAAAGAAAGCUCCAAACUUAGGAACAUAA
Chelmon rostratus (copperband butterflyfish) is the source of this 1581-nucleotide messenger RNA. Its product is annotated as gap junction beta-3 protein-like. The transcript is spliced from 2 exons. Lineage: Eukaryota; Metazoa; Chordata; Actinopteri; Chaetodontiformes; Chaetodontidae. Gene Ontology annotation, biological process: cell communication. Gene Ontology annotation, cellular component: connexin complex. The record is from RefSeq and is a predicted model, not a curated record. The coding region runs from base 1 to 744 and encodes 247 amino acids.